UUUGCGUGUACGAGUAUUUUUUUCUAUUUAAAUUUGUCUUUGUUUUUUUACUUCUGACGAUAUUUUAUUGUUUUUGUCAGAUAACGCUAUACUCAGUUCGUUGUUAAUUGGCACACAUGUUAUUUUGUCAAAAAUGGUUAAGUAACUAAUACAAAUUCUUCAAAAUUUCUGGUCUAAUAUUCAUUAUUAUCAAUAAAGAAACAAAUAAUGAUACUUGUGUCUUUGUAAUUUGUUAUAUCUAAUGCGCAAAUGAAGAUUCUGCAGCAUCGCUGAGUUAUGCAUUCAGAAUGUUACGUGCACAUUUAAAACGUUAAAGAAAGUGAGAAUGACCGGUCGUGAAUUAUGGUAACGUAACGGAUAGAAUGCCGUCUGUCGUCCCACGAAUCUCAUGUCGCACGUGAGCCAGAGUUCAUCCGAUGAGGCCGUAUUGCUCACUCGGGGUUACAAACUGUUGAGAAAGCUCGGUGAGGGUUGUUACGCAAAAGUGUAUCUGGCCGAGUAUAAACCAGAACACGAAGCAGAUCGCAACAACACUUUAGCCUGCAAGAUUAUCAACACCACAAGCGCGCCGAAGGACUUUGUCCAAAAAUUUCUGCCACGCGAACUAGACAUCUUGGCAAAGCUGAACCAUCCGCAUGUCGUGCACGUGCACAGCAUCUUCCAAAGGCACAACAAGUAUUUCAUAUUUAUGCGCUUCGCCGAGAACGGUGAUCUUCUCGAAUUUGUUCUGAAAAACGGUGCAGUGACGGAAAAUCAAGCCCGCGUAUGGUUCCGUCAGCUCGCUUUAGGUCUUCAGUAUCUGCACGAGCUGGAAAUCGUACAUCGGGAUGUCAAGUGUGAGAACGUUCUUCUAACGUCUAACUUCAAUGUAAAAUUGGCGGACUUUGGAUUUGCUCGUUAUGUGGUUGAUAGCCGCGGUAAGCACGUCCUCAGCGACACGUACUGCGGUUCGCUCUCGUAUGUGGCGCCAGAGAUUCUCCGCGGUUAUCCGUAUAAUCCAAAGAUGUCUGACAUAUGGUCGUUGGGAGUGAUCCUCUACAUAUUACUAAACAAGGCGAUGCCGUUUGACGAGAGCAACGUAAAGCGUUUAUACGAGCUGCAAGUGGCGCGCAAAUGGAAAUUCCGUAAAAGAUCGGACCAUCUAACCGAGCAUGUAAAGAAACUUGUGAGCAAUCUGCUCGAGCCGGAAGUAUUUAAACGCUGGCACUUGGAUCAGAUUGUCCAUAGCGACUGGAUCGCCAUGGAUCCGCGUCUCCUGGUGCUGACGCCUGCGGAGCAGACCGCGCUGAGCAACGCGAUCGAGGAGCGAAAGAAACACGAGGAAAAGGUCACGAAAAGGGAGGUCGUACGAGCGGAGGAGAGUCCCGUACGACUGUUACUCAUAAACAUUUUUUACAAAUCCAAGUGUCUCUUAAUGUCGUUUUUAUCGUAUAUUGCAUUGACGAUGCGUAGAACGCUGCUGGUCAUUUACCAAGCGUAUACGCAUAUUUUAUCACACUUUCGACUACAAGAUUAAUCAAAUUUUGUAAUUUAAUCGACAUAAAAUACAUAGAUUCUCUCACAUCUUGUAAAUCAAAUCCAUAAUUAAAAGAAAAUAUGUAACAAAUGGUGUCGCGACACUACGAAUAAUCGAUUUUCAGAAACGGCACAAAACUGAAGAGACAAAAAAGAUUAACGAGCACAGGUCGCAUGAAGCGGAAGCGCAAGCGGAAGUAACAAUCCUUAAAGAUGUUGUAAAAGUAUGCUACUAGAAUUAAUUACAUAUUGAGAAAAGGAUAAAAUGGCACAAAUCUUCUUUAUCUCUUUCUUAGGAAGCAGUUUCAACAAUCAUGACAGUCGGAACUCACCUUAACAAUCCAUAGCCUGUUCUCACUUAUCAUUUGUGGAAAUAAAAAAACUAAAAAUAAUUUGAUUCAUUGCAAUUCAAUAUAUAUUUUCUUGAAGUAACUAAC
Linepithema humile (Argentine ant) is the source of this 1952-nucleotide messenger RNA. Its product is annotated as testis-specific serine/threonine-protein kinase 6-like. Lineage: Eukaryota; Metazoa; Arthropoda; Insecta; Hymenoptera; Formicidae. The record is from RefSeq and is a predicted model, not a curated record. Gene Ontology annotation, molecular function: protein serine/threonine kinase activity; ATP binding. Gene Ontology annotation, cellular component: cytoplasm. Gene Ontology annotation, biological process: protein phosphorylation; intracellular signal transduction.